UCAAGUCGAGUUGCAGUGAUAAAACACUUUAUUUAUAUUGUGAUCUUUCAAUUCUGUUGUCGCUGAAUAUAUUAUAUACAAAGGUCAGGAAGAUACUUCACAGGUAUUCACAGGAUUUCAAGUCGAGUUGUAGUGAAACACUUUAUUUAAUUAUAUUGUGGUCUUUUAAUUCUGGCGCCGCUGAAAAUAUUGUAUACAAAGGUCAGCAUUCGGAAGAUACUUUACAGGUAUUCAUAGAUAUAACAUUUGAUAUGGAUCGAAAACGUCAAAGAAAAGAUACCUUACAUGUAUCUAAGCGACAUCUUAGAAGAUUAGCAGCACAACAGGCAGAUUUUAUAUGUAAAAACAUAUUUCAGAAUAUUUCAUUGUCGCGUAAUGACAGUAAAUGCACAAGAAAUAUUGAUAGAAAUAAAGAAGUAAAUAUUGAUAGAAAUCAAGACAUAAAUAAUUCUACAAUAGAUAUUGAGAAUAUGGAAUUUGACAAUGUCGAUUUUGUACAACGUGAAAAUAAUAUAUUUGUACAACAUGAAAAUAAUAAUAUAUUUGUACAACAUGAAAACAGACAAUCUGACAAUGAGUCGGAAUCACAACAAUCAUCUUUUAACGUUUCUCGUGAUGAAUUAAGCGAUGUAGCAUCUGAACAUGAAAGUAAUUUUCAAGAUGAUCUUUCAUUCUGGGCUAUAGAGCAUCAAAUAACACAUACCUCUUUAAGAGCAUUGUUAUUAUUAUUACGGAAACAUCCUUGUUUUUCUACACUCUCUUCGGAUGCACGAACAGUUUUAAAGACACCUAGACAUCAAGACAUCCGUACAGUUGUACCAGGUUUAUAUUAUCAUUUUGGUUUAGAAAAAUCGCUAAGACAAAUAUUUUCAAAGAAAGAUAAUAUUGAUUGCUUGACAAUAGCAAUAAACAUUGACGGAUUACCGUUAACAAAAUCAUCGCAACAACAGUUUUGGCCUAUACUUGGCUCAAUUAUUCCAUAUGAUAAUGUUUUUAUGAUUGGGCUUUAUCAAGGCAAUGAAAAACCUGAGGAUGUUAAUGAUUUCUUAAAAGAUUUUGUCAAUGAGGCUACAGAAAUAUGUCAGAAUGGUAUUAACAUCAAUGGUCAACAUAUUGCAUGUCGCAUUGGAGCCUUAAUUU
Wasmannia auropunctata (little fire ant) is the source of this 1140-nucleotide messenger RNA. RefSeq lists its product as uncharacterized. The record is from RefSeq and is a predicted model, not a curated record. The transcript is spliced from 3 exons. NCBI's taxonomy places the organism in Eukaryota, Metazoa, Arthropoda, Insecta, Hymenoptera, Formicidae. The annotation marks the transcript as partial.